Aspergillus wentii DTO 134E9 is the source of this 3450-nucleotide messenger RNA. RefSeq lists its product as uncharacterized. Lineage: Eukaryota; Fungi; Ascomycota; Eurotiomycetes; Eurotiales; Aspergillaceae. Gene Ontology annotation, molecular function: protein binding. The record is from RefSeq and is a predicted model, not a curated record. Bases 1 to 3450 code for a protein of 1149 amino acids. The transcript is spliced from 3 exons.
AUGGAUAGAAUCAACCGACCGCUAAAAAGGAGUCGUCACAAAGCUGGGCUAUCAGAGGACAAUUCGGUAGCAGGACAUAACUCAUCUUUUGGUGCCGACAACUCAGGUCUUCAGCUAGUACAGAAUAACGGCAAUAUUACUGCAAAUUUCCAAUCCCAAUCUGAUUAUUUGGAAGCAUCAGAAAACCGAAACUGCCUUCGAGCUUUGCAUGCAACUAAUCCUCACUAUGAUAAAACACGGAUCGAGACAGUCAAGGGUGGAUUGCUAGAGGACGCAUAUAUCUGGGCCCUUGAAAAUGAGGAAUUCAAACGAUGGCGCUAUGAGCAAGAAAGUCAACUUCUUUGGGUUAGAGGUGAUCCUGGGAAGGGAAAAACCAUGCUCUUGUGUGGGAUUAUAAACGAACUAACCAAGACCACCCUUGCUUCAGAGACCACUGUUGUCUUUUUCUUCUGCCAGGCAGCAGAUGCUCGGAUAAACCAUGCUACUGGUGUUCUUCGCGGCUUUAUCUUCAUGUUAGUCGAUCGGCAUCCAUCUCUCAUCUCCCAUGUGCGGCGAGAGUAUGACAAGGGCGGGGAAAAAGUCUUUGAGGAUGCAAAUGCCUGGGAGACACUGGUAGGGAUCUUAACAAGUAUCCUCCAGGACCCAUUGUUGCAGACAACGUAUUUGAUUAUUGACGCCCUAGAUGAGUGCACUACCGGAUUGGACCGUCUUCUUCAUCUCAUCGUUGAAAAAUCAUCCGUGUAUCCACAUGUCAAAUGGCUUGUUUCAAGCCGUAAUUGGCCUUCAAUCGAACAGACGCUUGAGUCCGCAUCGAAGAAAGAAAGGCUCUGGCUGGAGCUCAACGAGGCUUCCGUUUCCAAGGCGGUUGCCACCUUUAUCUGCUACAAAGUCCAGACCUUGACGAGGAAAAAGAAUUACCCCGCUGAUAUCCAAGAUGCAGUGUACCAGCAUCUGUUAGCGAAUGCACAUGGCACCUUCCUGUGGGUAGCACUGGUCUGCGAGGAACUUGCCAAAUUCAGUGUUCCAAAAUGGGCUGUUCGUAGGAAAUUGGAACAAUUUCCUCCUGGUCUUGAUAAGCUCUAUCGGCGGAUGUUGGAUCAGAUAGGCGACACUGAGGAUGCCGAGCUCUGCAGGUCCAUACUUGGUAUCAGCACGACAGUGUAUCAUCCUCUUACGUUGGAUGAGAUAAGUUCCUAUGUCGACUUCCCUGAAGACCUCGCAUUAUCAGACCUAGAGGAGGUUAUAGGUCUCUGUGGCUCUUUCCUCACGAUUCGAGGAUCGACAAUUUUUCUGGUACAUCAAUCUGCCAAAGAUUUCCUGCAUCGGGAAGCAGUCUGCGAGAUCUUCCCCCGCGGACAGGAAAUCUUACAUCAUGACAUCUUCGCCAAGUCAUUGGACACCAUGGCCAGAACGCUUCGACGUGACAUUUAUAAUCUCGUGCAUCCUGGAUAUCCCAUCGACCGAGUCGUGCAGCCAGAGCCUGAUCCACUGGCGGCAGUACGCUACGCGUGUCUUUACUGGGUCGACCAUCUCGAAAUAUGCUAUCGUCAAGUCUGCACAAGUGUUCUCAAUGAUUUUGCAGAAGGCGGCCCAGUCGACGUGGUCUUCUGCAAGAACUACCUUCAUUGGCUUGAAGCCAUCGGCCUGUUAAGAAGCGUAUCAGGCGGAAUAGUAUCAAUUUUGAAGCUCGAAAAUCUGAUCGAGUCAGGGAUACAAAAUGCGACAUUGGUUGAUAGAGUAAAAGAUGCCAGUCGAUUCGUCCGAUAUUUUCAAACGGCAAUUAGGAAUUGGCCGCUUCAAGUGUAUGCGUCUGCGCUGGUAUUCAGCCCGGUGAAUAGCGUGACGAGAAUCCAAUAUCAAGCACAACAACCAUUGUGGAUAAUUCAGAAGCCAGAUAUGGAAUAUCAAUGGAGCCCAUGUCUACAAACCCUGGAGGGACACAUAGAUCAGGUUUGGUCGGUCUCUUUCUCUCAUGAUUCCAGGUUGCUUGCUUCGGCCUCCUGGGAUCACACCGUCAAGAUAUGGGAUGCCAGCAGUGGACAAUGCCUAACUACCCUUGAUGACCAUAGCGACAGGGUAUGGUUCGUCGGUUUCUCCCACGAUUCAAAGCUCCUCGCCUCGGUGUCUCACAAUUCUAUCAAGGUGUGGGACACCGGUAACAGGAAACGCGUUAUGGCGAUCAAUAAUCUUGAUAGCGAUUUUGUUUCCGUCACGUUCCUCCACGAUUCCAAAUAUCUUGCAUCCGGCUCAACUGAUGGCACUAUCAAGCUCUGGGAUACCAGGAACGGAAAAUGCCUCAAGACUCUCAAAGGACAUGACGAACAUAUAUUGGCACUCGCAAAGGCUCGUGAGCUUCAGCUCCUCGCGUCAGCUUCAUUGGACGAGACUAUCAAGAUCUGGGAUAUCAAUAGUGGAGCAUGUAUCCAAACUCUAAAUGAGCAUAACAGAGCAGCCUUAUCGGUUGCCUUCUCUCAUGACUCCCAGCUUCUUGCCUCGGGCUCUUUUGAUAACAGUAUCAAGCUGUGGGAAACUAGCAGCUGGAAAUGCCUCCGCACUCUUAGUGGCGAUACCUCAGACUCUUGGAUGAAUUCAGUCAGAUUUUCUCAUGAUUCCAAGCUUCUUGCCUCUGGCUUAGAUGACCACACUAUCACGUUAUGGGACACUAACAGCGGAAAGCACCUUCAGACCUUCAAGGGUCAUGGAUACCAUGUUCGUUCGGUCGCGUUCUCACCUGAUUCUAAACUCCUCGUUUCAGCUUCGAGUGACCACACAGUCAGGAUAUGGAAUGCCACUAGCAGACAGCAUCCACGUGAUUUCGCCAGCCAUUCUGGUAGCGCGGAACCUUUCUUUUCCCACGAUUCCAGGCUCCUUGCCACGGGUGCAAAGGGUGAACCGUUUGAUAUUAAGGUCUGGGACGCUCGCAAUGGGCAAUGCCUUCAGAGUUUCAACGGCUGGGACCACGGAAUCCACUCCUUGAUGUUCUCACAUAAUCUCAAACUUCUUGUAUCACAAUCAUGGGGUAGUACUGUGCGGGUGUUGGAUGUCGGCAGCGGGAAAUGCCUGCAAACAUUUAACGCUUACCGAAGAGAAAGAGAUCGUGUUUUAAAUGUGAGGGAUGUUUUCUUGAAUAAUCCUGACCUUAAACUAUUUGAUGGCACCGUUGGCCUAUCAUCAUUCUCUGUUGAUGGGCCGAAUAGUCAAACGCAUAAGGCUAGCCCCUAUUCUCAAGGCUUUGGCAUAACUUGGGAUUAUGAAUGCAUCACGUGGAACUCAAAAUGCUUGCUAUGGUUGCCACCAGAGUACCGACCAGAUAGUUUGUCCUCGGCUGUUGUCACAGAAUCGACCAUGUGUAUCUGUUGUGCUUCAGGACGAGUGCUUCUUUUCACCUUUGAUUCCGCUAUACUGUCAAAUGCACUUGCGGCACCAAAUGUCGGCAUCAAGAGGUCUUAA